AUGCGCCAGUGUGUUGUAGUUUUCUUGGGGGUGAAGUAUUUAUCCAGAUGUGUUGUUGGGGCAUCGCUUGAAAGCACAGAAGAAGAGGAGGAGGAAGAUGAAAAUAAUUCAGCUGCUGAAGUUUCUAGUAGGCCAAAGGAGGGAGUCUACCAAGUAGUGGGUACCCUUUCUAAACCAGAGAGUACUAAACCAUGUUUUGCAGAGGAAACAUAUGCAGUCUCUUCUCAAAAAGAGCUCCUAAGUCACUUGCUUGAAUGUGAGAUUGUUGUAUAUAAUAUCACUGAGGAUGCAAAUCAAAUUGAGGAAGCAACAUGGGCUGCUUCUGCCCUACAUAUGGAAAUAGAGCAUUUUGCAACACCGAAGUUAUUCAUCCUCAUUUCAACAAUAAUGAGCUGGGCAAAAAGCAAACCCCCUGACCCUGAAGAUCCUGAGAUUCCUUUUACUGAUGAAGAUUAUCGCAGAAGAAAAUCUCAUCCUAACUUCAUGGAUCACAUAAAUGCUGAAAAACUCAUUCUCAAACUUGGGAAAACUAACAAACACAAAUUUUCAACUUAUGUUGUUGCCUCAGGACUUCAAUAUGGAGCUGGGGAAGGAGUCUUGCACUACUUUUUUAAGAUAGGUUGGCUUAGUGAGACUCCUACAAUACCUGUUUUUGGAGAUGGAAACAAUUUUAUUCCAACUAUUCAUGUUCUUGAUUUAGCAGCAGUGUUACAAAAUAUAGCAGACCACAGGCCAAGGUUUCACUAUAUCCUUGCAGUAGAUGUAUCUAUGCACACUCUUCAAGAAUUAAUAAAGUGUAUCAGUAAAAAUGUUGGACCAGGAAAAAUUGAGAAGAUUCCAAAAGAAAAUGCAUUCCUGAGCAAAGAGUUAACACAAAUGCAUUUGGAUAUGUUGCUUGUGAACCUACGAAUGGAAUCUAUGUUUCUGAAAGAGUCUUUCAACAUUAAGUGGGUUGCUCAGGCAGGACUGGUGGAGAACAUUGAACAAAUCGUCAAGGAAUACAAGCGAAGUCGAGGACUACUGCCUCUCAAAGUUUGCAUUCAUGGUCCUCCUGGGGUUGGCAAAUCUACCAUUGCUGAAGAGCUCUGCAAACACUACAAGCUACAUCACAUUAAGAUAAAUGAUGUGAUUUCUGAAACAAUAACGAAUCUGGAGAAAAUUGUGGUUCCUAAAGAACUGGACUCUGACAAUGUGGUAGAAGAGGGAGAAGAUGAUGAAGAGGAAGAGGGUAAAAAUGUAGAAGCAGCACACGAGUUAUUAGCUAGAAUAAAAGAAAGCAUGGAACAGAAUGCAGGUCGUCUAGAUGAUCAGCAUGUUGUUAAAUUUGUGAAGGAUAAGCUCAAAUCUAUGCUUUGUAGGAAUCAGGGAUAUGUUUUAGAUGGGUUCCCAGAGACCUAUGACCAGGCAAAAGAUCUUUUUAAUUUGGAAAGUGAAGAUGAAGAAGAAGAAAUUAAAGGCAAAAUACCUAAAUGUGAUAAAUUAAUCACACCUGAAUUUGUUAUUUCUUUGACUGCAUCUGAUGAAUUCCUUAUAAACAGAAUAAUAAAUCUGCCUGAGAGAAUUGUUGCUGGAACUCAUUAUACCCAGGACCGGUUCCUGCAAUCUCUGAAUCUCUUCAGAGAGUUCAACACAGACGAUAAGACUGUUCUCAACUAUUUUGAUGAACUUGAAAUACAUCCUCAGUUUAUUGAUGUAGCCAAAUUUGAAGAUCCUGAGAACAGAUUUAUUGUAAAAGAGAUCAUCAAAGAAAUUGGGGAACCUCGGAAUUAUGGUUUGACAGAUGAAGAAAAGGAGAAUUUGGAACGCAAAGCAGCUGAGGAACGCCUUGUCAAAGAAGCUCAAGAAAAAGCUGAACGAGAGCGUAAAGAAACUGAGGAAAGGGCUGAAAGGAUGGCAAAUUGGGAAGAGUGGAAUAAACAUCUGGAGGAAGUGAAAAGACAAGAACAAGAGUUACUGGAGGCGCAGUCCAUUCCACUACGAAACUAUUUAAUGAAGAAUGUCAUGCCAACACUUAUGCAAGGGAUAAAUGAAUGCUGUAGGAUCAGGCCAGAUGAUCCCGUUGAUUUUCUGGCAGAAUAUCUCUUCAAGAACAGUCCUGAUAUUGAAUGAGAUGGCAAACAUUAAAUCCUAACAGCUGUCGAAAUUGUGAAGUAGAAAGGGAGAACAUUCCUAAUGCUUUUUAAAUAAAAAUACUUAGUUUCUGAAAUGAUUUUUGUUUAGGCUUAUUAUGUAAUCUCCAUUUUUAUUUCUUAUGCUUUACUAUUAUGUUUAUUGGGUUUUUAAUAUUCCUUCUACAAGAGUACCAUUUACUGCACGUAUUGAUUGAUGCAUUUACGCAUCUGUGUUUCAUAUGUCUAUUUGAAACUGUGAACCAUAAGAAUCUGUUCUCUCUCCAAAGUUUUCUUCCUGAACUUUUUUCAGUUACACAUUCUAUUUAAGCAAUAUAUUCUUGUCCUGAUCCACAGUGGAUGUAGGCAGCUAGCCUGAGAAAAACUUUUCUUAAAAAAAAAAAGAAUUUUCACUGAAAAUGGAAAUAGAAGCAGCAAGCUCUCUUAUUUCCCCUCCCAGCUACCAAGAGGCAAAACUUCACACAACAUAGUCUUCUUGUGCUGCACUCAAGACUGAUUGGAUAAAGUUUUCCAGCAUAGGUAUGUCAUAAAACCAGCAUUUUGAUUUGGUAUCAAACAAAUGGGUGUAGUUCCCAUUUAAUUCUCAUCAUCAUUCGGUAUUUGAUACAUGUUUUUUACAGAUUCUUGAAGAAUCUAGACUUCCCAGCAUGUGGCCAUCAUUCCCUUUUUUAUUGACUUCAUAUACCUCUCACAGAAACUGUCAAUAUUUAUGCUGACUGAGCUGAAACUGAUAGGGUAUUUGGUGUAAAACAAACACAGGAUUUUGUCAAAACAGAAAGCAAGGACUGUUUGGGAGAAGGGGGAAAGAAAGAGGAAGAACUGAAAGAAUGGUGAUAUAGAAACAUUUUACACUUAUCUAUUACUUUUAUUAUUAGAAUUUUAGACGUAUUAAUGCCCAACAUUCUUAUUCAGAUAUAUCAAUAUUUUUAGAGAAACAGUCUUAUUUCAUCCGUUUUCACACAGCCAAGUCAGUGAUGAUAGCCAGGAACAGAGUUCAGAGUCAUCAUCUCGUACUUUAAAGAAACAGAUUUCUUUGCGAUCUAAAUCUCCUAUAUGCUGCCAGUCCAAGUUGCCAUUUAUCAUGUGAGGCAGUUGAAGAUGGAAUAAUCGGUAAUUUUAGAGGAAUUUUUAGUUUGGGAGUCCUAUUUCUCAGAGUAAAGAUGAAAAUAGGACACUAAAAAAAGGAGAUAAAACAGGUUUGGUGGUUUGUUUGGG
This is a messenger RNA of Pygoscelis adeliae (Adelie penguin), 3344 nucleotides long. It is a transcript of the gene AK7, whose product is annotated as adenylate kinase 7. The transcript has 18 exons. Gene Ontology annotation, biological process: nucleobase-containing compound metabolic process. Gene Ontology annotation, cellular component: cytoplasm. NCBI's taxonomy places the organism in Eukaryota, Metazoa, Chordata, Aves, Sphenisciformes, Spheniscidae. The record is from RefSeq and is a predicted model, not a curated record. Bases 1 to 2109 code for a protein of 702 amino acids. Gene Ontology annotation, molecular function: AMP kinase activity; ATP binding; ATP hydrolysis activity.